Molecule: messenger RNA, 410 nt
Organism: Acanthaster planci (crown-of-thorns starfish)
Lineage: Eukaryota; Metazoa; Echinodermata; Asteroidea; Valvatida; Acanthasteridae
Product: transient receptor potential cation channel subfamily M member-like 2
Biological process (GO): calcium ion transmembrane transport
Cellular component (GO): plasma membrane
Molecular function (GO): ligand-gated calcium channel activity
Source: RefSeq, a predicted model, not a curated record
GACAAUCAUCAGCGAUUCCCUCUUGGUUCGCCUCGCCAACAUGCUCUGCAAGGAAUUUGGGGAGAAGGAACUAGACAUUCACCUGACGCGCAUCAAGGAGAUAUUGCUGAGAAGACAUCUGGUCAUAGUCUACGAGCUUGGCUCAGGCGACAUUGACAGUGCCAUACUGCACGCCCUCCUGACAGCCAACAAGGGCCAGGUUCAAGACCAGUUGCAGCUUGCUCAGAUGUGGAACAGAGUGGAUGUUGCCAAGCGAGAAAUCUUCACAGAAGACCUGGAAUGGAAGGUUAGGUGUUACACUUUUCUGUCACAGUGAUGAGUUUGUGAUUCUGUCUGAUGACUUUGCAACAAAAAGACUUUACAAGUUGUUGGGAUUAAGAUCUUAGAUUUGUUUGCAUGUACAGUCAUUU